Nicotiana attenuata is the source of this 558-nucleotide messenger RNA. RefSeq lists its product as uncharacterized. The record is from RefSeq and is a predicted model, not a curated record. The transcript has a single exon. The coding region runs from base 1 to 558 and encodes 185 amino acids. Lineage: Eukaryota; Viridiplantae; Streptophyta; Magnoliopsida; Solanales; Solanaceae.
AUGCCUGAUAACACUAAAGCAACAAUCACCAAAACCACCACUGGUGGGAUAUCAAUUAUCAGUUCCAAUCAUGCUUACUUUCUUCAAUCCUAUGAUACACCAAGGAUGUUACUUGUCAACACUGCCUUUGAUGUUAGAGGUUUUCAAGGUUGGAAAAGGUCAGUGCUCAUAGCACAAUCAGCCAAGAACAAGAUAGGCUUCAUAAAUGGUGCUUGCCCAGCAUCAGCUGUUGGUUCAAAGGAUUUCCAGACAUGGAGCAGAUGUAAUGACAUGGUGACAUCUUGGUUUCUCAACUCACUAUCCAAGGACAUAGGGGAUAGUGUCAUCUACUCAAAAUCUGCUAAGGACCUCGGGAUCAGUUUGGAGCACAGAUUUAGCCAGCCAAAUGGAGCUAAGCUCUAUCACCUGAGGAAAGAAUUGCAAAGAUUAGUUCAAGGAACAAGUGACGUAGCAAGCUAUUUCACAAAACUCAAACGACUAUGGGAUGAGUUGGAUUCACUAAAUUCUGAUGUGAAGUGCAGUUGCUUGUGUGUGUGUGUGAAGGAAAGCAAAGAUUAG